Odobenus rosmarus divergens (Pacific walrus) is the source of this 2833-nucleotide messenger RNA. It is a transcript of the gene TLE1, whose product is annotated as transducin-like enhancer of split 1 (E(sp1) homolog, Drosophila). The coding region runs from base 52 to 2364 and encodes 770 amino acids. The transcript has 20 exons. Gene Ontology annotation, biological process: negative regulation of canonical Wnt signaling pathway; regulation of DNA-templated transcription. Gene Ontology annotation, molecular function: transcription corepressor activity; protein binding. Gene Ontology annotation, cellular component: transcription regulator complex; nucleus. The record is from RefSeq and is a predicted model, not a curated record. NCBI's taxonomy places the organism in Eukaryota, Metazoa, Chordata, Mammalia, Carnivora, Odobenidae.
GAGCGGAGAAUCGAGUUGCCCGGAAACAGAGCUACGGCCGCCGCCAGAGCGAUGUUCCCGCAGAGCCGACACCCGACGCCGCACCAGGCUGCAGGCCAGCCCUUCAAGUUCACUAUCCCGGAGUCCCUGGACCGGAUUAAAGAGGAAUUCCAGUUCCUGCAGGCCCAGUAUCACAGCCUUAAAUUGGAAUGUGAGAAACUGGCAAGUGAAAAGACAGAAAUGCAGAGGCACUAUGUGAUGUAUUAUGAAAUGUCAUAUGGAUUAAACAUAGAAAUGCAUAAACAGACUGAAAUCGCCAAGAGAUUGAAUACAAUUUGUGCACAAGUCAUCCCAUUUCUGUCUCAGGAACAUCAACAACAGGUGGCCCAGGCUGUCGAGCGUGCCAAGCAGGUGACCAUGGCAGAGUUGAAUGCCAUCAUCGGGCAGCAGCAGUUGCAAGCUCAGCAUCUUUCUCAUGGCCACGGACCACCAGUGCCCCUAACACCUCACCCUUCGGGCCUUCAGCCUCCUGGAAUCCCGCCCCUCGGGGGCAGUGCUGGCCUCCUGGCGCUGUCUAGUGCUCUGAGUGGGCAGUCUCACUUGGCAAUAAAAGAUGACAAGAAGCACCAUGAUGCAGAGCACCACAGAGACAGAGAACCGGGCACAAGUAAUUCCCUCUUGAUCCCAGACAGUCUAAGGGGCACAGAUAAACGCAGAAACGGGCCUGAAUUUUCCAAUGACAUCAAAAAAAGAAAGGUGGACGAUAAGGACUCCAGCCACUAUGAUAGUGAUGGUGACAAAAGCGACGACAACUUAGUUGUGGAUGUGUCUAAUGAGGACCCUUCUUCUCCGCGAGCAAGCCCCGCCCAUUCGCCCAGGGAAAAUGGGAUCGACAAAAACCGCCUGCUGAAGAAAGAUGCCUCCAGCAGCCCAGCAUCCACAGCCUCUUCGGGAAGCUCCACUUCUUUGAAAUCCAAAGAAAUGAGCUUGCAUGAAAAAGCCAGCACGCCUGUUCUGAAAUCCAGCACACCGACGCCUCGGAGCGACAUGCCAACGCCGGGCACCAGUGCUGCUCCAGGACUCCGUCCAGGCCUCGGCAAGCCUCCAGCCAUGGACCCCCUCGUUAACCAAGCGGCGGCCGGCCUGAGGACGCCGCUGGCGGUGCCCGGCCCGUACCCCGCCCCGUUUGGGAUGGUGCCCCACGCCGGCAUGAAUGGCGAGCUGACCAGCCCCGGCGCCGCCUACGCCAGCCUGCACAACAUGUCCCCGCAGAUGAGCGCGGCCGCUGCCGCCGCUGCCGUGGUAGCCUACGGGCGCUCCCCGAUGGUUGGGUUUGAUCCUCCCCCUCACAUGCGAGUACCUACCAUCCCUCCAAACCUGGCAGGAAUCCCUGGGGGGAAACCUGCAUACUCCUUCCACGUCACUGCAGACGGUCAGAUGCAGCCUGUCCCUUUCCCCCCCGACGCCCUCAUCGGACCCGGAAUCCCCCGGCAUGCGCGCCAGAUCAACACCCUGAACCACGGGGAGGUGGUGUGCGCUGUGACCAUCAGCAACCCCACGAGACACGUGUACACGGGCGGGAAGGGCUGCGUCAAGGUCUGGGACAUCAGCCACCCCGGCAACAAGAGCCCCGUCUCUCAGCUCGACUGUCUGAACAGGGAUAACUACAUCCGUUCCUGCAAAUUGCUCCCUGAUGGCUGCACCCUCAUCGUGGGAGGGGAGGCCAGUACUCUGUCCAUCUGGGACCUGGCGGCUCCGACCCCGCGCAUCAAGGCAGAGCUGACGUCCUCGGCCCCUGCAUGCUACGCCCUGGCCAUCAGCCCCGACUCCAAGGUCUGCUUCUCAUGCUGCAGUGACGGUAACAUUGCUGUCUGGGACCUGCACAACCAGACGCUGGUGAGGCAAUUCCAGGGCCACACAGACGGGGCCAGCUGUAUUGACAUUUCUAACGACGGCACCAAGCUCUGGACAGGCGGCCUGGACAACACGGUCAGGUCCUGGGACCUGCGCGAGGGGCGGCAGCUGCAGCAGCAUGACUUUACCUCCCAGAUCUUCUCCCUUGGAUACUGCCCAACUGGGGAGUGGCUGGCCGUGGGCAUGGAGAGUAGCAAUGUGGAAGUUCUUCACGUAAAUAAGCCUGACAAGUACCAGCUGCAUCUCCAUGAGAGCUGUGUGCUGUCCUUAAAAUUUGCUUAUUGUGGUAAGUGGUUUGUAAGUACUGGCAAAGACAACCUCCUCAAUGCUUGGCGGACCCCCUACGGAGCUAGUAUAUUCCAGUCCAAAGAGUCCUCGUCCGUGCUGAGCUGUGACAUCUCUGUGGAUGAUAAGUACAUAGUCACUGGCUCAGGGGACAAGAAGGCCACAGUCUACGAAGUCAUCUACUGAAAACAUGAUGUGGUUUAACGUUUAGAGUUGAAUCGGGCCAAAAUGUUUUGAAUUUGUAGAAAUAGAAAAGUUGUAACUUUAAAAGGAAAAAAAAACAACCACGAAAACCUGUUUCCAAACCUUGACACAAAACUACUUUGAGUCUACAAAGAGGAGGCGACGAAUCCAUCAACUGAAGGUCACCCAUCUACGUAGACCAAACGGAGCACCAAGGCAGAGUGGACAGAGGGGCCAAGGGGAGUAGGCAGAGCCUCUUCUUUCCUGUCUGUGUGGUCUGCCAAGAUUACCUUCCUGUUCCUUGCAGUUCCCCUCACCUUCUGUGCUUGGUAGAGCAGUGGUGUCUCCAAUGAACUUGUUUCCUGGUUUUGCAUCUUGUGAAAUGUUUUUUUGUAUUUUUGUUGAAGGUUAAACAUUUGUAUAAAUUGUAAAUAUAUUUGGUUUAUUACAGUAAAGGCUUUAGUACCAAUAA